UCUCGUUAAAUCUCGUGUGAUUUUGUUUCCCGCCACUGAACCACGUGGGGAAGGUAGGGGACAUGUUUUGUUGUGUUUGCCUGAUCAAAUAACUUCCCAACUAUAUCUAUCAAUCGUCCACUAUUAUAAACAACUGUAAAAGAAUUGCCUGAGAUUAGAACUAUUUAUAUAAUUCGCCGAGUAAUUGAACUAGGGCUUUGCGCCGUUUUCCUACCUCCUAUCUCGAUCAUCCUUACAUUUAUCGCUGAGCAGCACUCUUCCAUAACAAAACAAUCCACAAGUUUUAGAAUCCGUAUCUUCUCCUUUUGUCAUGUGGAUCCAAGUGCGGACCUUCGACGGGAAGAAAACCGUCAAGGUGAAAGGACUUUCCAAAUUGACCAAAGUUGAAGAGUUACGAGAGAGUAUAAAGGAUAAGUUUGAUGCAGAGCCAUCCCAACAACAGUUGUUCUAUCGCGGCAAACUGCUUGUAAAUGGCCAUACUUUGUUUGACUAUAAUGUUGGCCUCAAUGACCUCAUUCAGUUGAUGAUACGGCAGAAAAUCCCAGUAGCACCUGUACAGAAAGAUGAACCAAAACCAAUUGAAUAUGAGAGUGAAGAGAAUUCUAACUCUUCAGAUAAGGAAAAUAAAAUGCCUGAAUCCUGUCUUCCAGCAGCUAAAGCUUCUACAUCUGGACAGUUGUCUGGUGAAACAGAAGAUAUUUCAGAUAGUAUUUAUAAAAUAGGUGACAUUAUUGAUGGCAGGGACCCAACAAUGGGAGCUUGGUUCGAGGCAAAAAUUGUUAAAAUAAUUCCAAAACUUUGUACAAAUGCCCGAAAGGGUAGUGACUCUACUGCCACCCCAUUGCAAGAGGUGGUCAAUUCAGAUAAUAAAAAUGAAUGUAGCAGGGAUAGAAUUGAGGGUUGUGCAAAUGAUAUUGGCAGGACAGAUACAGAAAAUAUACUGGAUACACGAAUCAGCAAUGAAGAGUGCAAUGCUUCCACAGGUUUGUCUCAUGAAAAUGCUGAUAAAAACAAACAAAUUCAUUCAAAUUCAACAGAUAGUAAGCUGUCUGAAAAAGGUACUAUUGUUGAUGAAAAUGCUAACCAUUGUGACAGUUUACCUGUAAUGGACACACAAACAGACUCUAAACUCAGUGAUGUCCAAUGGAAAGAAAAACUGUUGAAAGAUGUUCCCAAAACCAAUGAUGGAUUUAUUUAUUCCAUUGUUUUUGAUGGCUAUGAAGAGGAUGAACCAGUUGAGUUGGACAGCAAUCAAAUUCGACCACGUGCUCGCCACAUCAUUAAGUUCAAAGACAUAACAGUUGGACAGAAAGUAAUGGCAAACUAUAAUUAUGAUUCCCCUGAACAGCGAGGUUAUUGGUAUGAUUGCAUUGUCUCAUCCAAAAGGGAUACUCGUACUAUAAAGGAACUUUAUGGUACUGCUUUCAUUGGAGUAGACUUGACACCUUUAGAGAAUUGUCACCUUCUAUUCCGUGAUGAAAUAUUUGCUAUUGAGUCUGCCGGCAUGCAAAUGAAUGAGUCUCAUUUGCUAACGAAUCCAGAAGCUUCUCCUGCUAAACGAUUGAACAAACCUGAAUGUGAUUACUGCAAUGACAACCCACGCCGAAAGUGUCGACAUUGUGCCUGCAGUGUGUGUGGGGGCAAGAAUAAUCCUGAAAGACAAAUCCUUUGUGAUGAAUGUGACAUGGCGUACCAUAUAGAUUGCUUGAAGCCACCAUUAGAAAAGAUACCUGAUGAGGACGAGUGGUACUGCCCAGAGUGCAAGGUUGACGAUGGAACUGUAGUUAAAGCAGGAGAACGACUAAAGGAAAGCAAGAAAAGAGCGAAAAUGCCUUCAGCAAAAAACACCAGCACACGGGAUUGGGGUAAAGGAAUGGCAUGUGUUGGUCGGCAGAAAGAAUGUACACUGGUCCCUCCAGAUCAUUUUGGUGUUAUUCCUGGUGUACCUGUUGGAACAACAUGGAAAUUUAGAGUUCAGGUCAGUGAAGCAGGAAUUCACAGACCUCAUGUUGCAGGCAUCCAUGGCCGUGAGGAUGUGGGUGCAUUUUCAAUUGUACUUUCUGGAGGAUAUGAGGACGAUGUAGACAAUGGCGAUGAUUUCACAUACACAGGAAGUGGUGGCAGAGAUCUGUCAGGGAACAAAAGAACUGCAGAGCAAUCUUGUGAUCAGACCUUAACUCGAUAUAACAAGGCCCUUGCACGCAACUGCAAUGCUCCAUUGGAUGAUAAGAAAGGAACUGAAGCUAAAGACUGGCGUGCUGGUAAACCUGUACGUGUAGUGCGCAGUUGUAAAGGCCGCAAACAUUCCAAAUACGCUCCUCUAGAAGGCAAUCGAUAUGAUGGUAUUUAUAAGAUUGUCAAAUAUUGGCCAGCUAAAGGAAAGUCUGGAUUUCUAGUUUGGCGUUACCUUUUACGGAGAGAUGAUACACAAGCUGCACCAUGGACAAAUUCAGGCAAAAGACGUAUUAAAGAGCUUGGUCUCUCCAUGCAGUAUCCUGACGGUUAUCUUGAAGCACAAAAUCAUAAAGAAGAAAAGGAUAAAAAGAAGAAACGAAAUUCCUCUGGAGAAUCAACUGAAGCUUCAAGCAAAAAGAAGCAAAAAGUUGCAGCUUAUAAAGUGGACCCUGCAGUAUCAAAGUUAUGUAAGGAGGACAGGGCUAACUCUAAAUUAUGGAAUGAAGCAAUGCAGUCAACUAAAGAAGGAGCCACAGUAUUCUUUUCUAAAGUGGAAGAAUUGUUCAUUUGUGUCUGCUGUCAGGAAUUGGUUUUCAACCCCAUCACCACUGAUUGCUGCCAUAAUGUUUGCAAAUCCUGUUUGCAACGAUCAUUCAAAGCUGAAAUUUAUACAUGCCCCUCGUGUCGAGCUGAGUUGGGCAAAGGUUACAGCAUGAACAUCAACAAGACAUUGUCAAAAAUACUGUCUCAAUUAUACCCUGGUUAUGGUGCUGGCCGAUCUUGAAAUUAUCAUUCUAUAACUAACUGUUGCUUUCACUGCCAUUAUUUUCCUUAUAGUUCACUUUUGUGUGUUCUUUGGUCAUGGAAUAUUCUCACUUUCAUAAAUAAACACUCUUUGUCUCAUGUAGCUUGACACCACACACUUUUCAAACCAAACUACUAAGUUUUCUGUCUUCCAUCUUACAUUCCAGUUUUGCUUUUUUUUUUCUUCCAAUCUUUUAUUGAUUAAUAAUCUUCAUUAUUCAACUCAACUGGAUUUUUAAAAUUUGGAUUUAGUGAUAAAAUCUAAGAUUAAAUAAUAAUAAUAAGCUGAAAAAGAGAGCAUUGAUAAUGAAUUUCUUUAAAUACUUCUCUAAUAAUGAACUGUAGAAGGGGUUUUUCUGUCUUUCUCUUGAGAUUUAUGCUUUUUUUCCCACUAAAUUCUGUUCUGGCUGGUUUGUAACCGUUUGCUAUCCUUCUCAUAUGUAAAUAUUAUUUUAUAAAACCAAUCACUAACUGUCCUCAACCAUAACUUGGCAACUACAUUCUUGACACUAAUAACUUAAAAGCUAUUUUUCUACAGACAUAAAAAAAAAAGAUGUUAAUGGCUUUUAUUUUUCACCAAUUUCUUUUUUAAUCCCCAAAUCUAUAGUUAUCUCACAUCCAGUUUAUAUUUUCAGAUCUUUCUCUUUAAUAUUGACUUCAGCACAUUCUUUUGUUAGAAUUUAUAUUCUAUAUUGUUUUUAAAAGAUUUUAUUUUUUUGCCAUCUUAUGGAGCCAGGGUUAACUUUAAGACUUUUUAUCCUGUUGUUGUUUUGCUUGGAUAAUUUCAUUCUUAAUAUUCUCCUUAAUGAUUUAAAUUAUUGCUGUUCUUCCUAUAUUUUAAUUUUUACCCUAUUUUAACUACUUCCACUCUUCUAUAUCUUCUGCAUUUCAUUUUUCGUUAAUAUUUAGCUCAUUCACAAUUGUCUCUCUAACAAGAACUUAUACUCAAUAGGGAAUCACUUAAUAUUUUGAUGGAACUGCAAUACCCAAAAGAUAUUUACUGAGAAAACAUCCUUUCCUGAUAGUCAAGAUAAUUAGUUCAAUACAUUUCAGUUUUUAUUGUUUUUGAACUUUUGGUGUUUUUAGUUUAUCAUAUUUAAUGCACAAAAAACAAACAGGCAUAUUAAACAGACACAUACCAAUUCUUGCAGUGCAUAUUCAGGAAAAAAAAAACUUUAAUGCAUUGCAGCAUUUAAUACUAACUUUUCAUAUAGAACCCAGGGUGGUUUUUUUUCUUUUUUGAGAUUUUUUUUGGGGAAAAUGCAUCUUGUAUGAUACUUUAGCAAAUGGAUUUUUAUUAAGAAAUGAUAAUUUAGUCUAAUAGUGUGGUUUCUUAUUUCUUUAGUCUUUUCUUCCAAACAGUCAUUAUAAUGAGUCUUUUACCUGAAAUUUGUGGAGGAUGAGAGAAAAAAAAAUUAUAAGCUAUUGGAGACGUGAAUGUGAAUCCUUAUGUAUGUCUGUAAGUUAAUGAAGCUGAUUUUUAAAUGUGUCCAGUCGUUUCAUUAUUCGUUCCUUUGUGCACAUGUGAAUUUACACUAGAACUCAUCCAAAUUGUACAGAUAUUGGUAACUUGGCAUCAGUUGUCUGCCAAAUGAAUUCUCUCUUUUUGCAGCUGCAGAUAUCUAGAUCGGUGGUUCUCAACCUUUUUAAUAUCUGGGCCAGAUCCAAAACAUGGAUCUUUUUAAGGGGGCCACAUGAAAAAAAUAAAUAAAUAAAUAAAACAAGUCAAUUAAAGAAAAAUUUAUAUUUAUAGAGACCAUUGAGGGCUGCCAGAAGGACGCUUUAGAGUCGCAUGCAGCCCUGGGAGCCAUGGUUAAGAACCACUGAUCUGGAUACUUUAUUAGAGUUCUGCUGUAGUGGUUCCAUAGUGUGUGUAUAAUUAUCAAAAUAAAAUUUUAUUAUAUAUAAAUA
Molecule: messenger RNA, 4890 nt
Organism: Octopus bimaculoides (California two-spot octopus)
Lineage: Eukaryota; Metazoa; Mollusca; Cephalopoda; Octopoda; Octopodidae
Product: E3 ubiquitin-protein ligase UHRF1
Biological process (GO): protein ubiquitination; negative regulation of gene expression via chromosomal CpG island methylation
Molecular function (GO): protein binding; ubiquitin protein ligase activity
Source: RefSeq, a predicted model, not a curated record